AUGCACAUUGAGGGUUCCCUAAGUGCCCGUGAGAAGGUUGGAGUGCAAGAUUUUGUGCUGCUAGAUUCCCACACCAGUGAGACCGCUUUCCUUGAAAAUCUACGCAAACGGUUCCAGGAGAAUCUUAUCUAUACGUAUAUUGGGACACUGCUGGUUUCUAUGAACCCAUAUAUGGAUCUUGAUCUGUAUACCCAACAUCAGAUGAACAUGUACCAAGGUGUAAAUUUAAUUGAGCUGCCUCCACACAUAUAUGCAGUUGCAGAUAAUGCCUAUAGGGUGAUGUGCACAGAGAGGAACAAUCACUGCAUACUGAUAUCCGGAGAAAGUGGAUCUGGAAAAACAGAGACAUCAAAGAAAACCCUUCAGUACUUGGCUAUGGCAUGUCCAACCACAGAGAAGCUUCACACAAUCAGAGACAGGCUUCUCCUUUCAAAUCCUGUCCUGGAGGCUUUUGGAAAUGCCAAAACUCUCUGUAAUGACAACUCAAGCAGAUUUGGAAAAUAUAUGGAUGUACAAUUUGACUACAAGGGUGCGCCGGCUGGAGGACAUAUUCUUAGCUAUUUGAUAGAGAAGUCACGGGUGGUCCAUCAGAAUCAAGGUGAGAGGAACUUCCACAUAUUCUAUCAGUUAUUGGAGGGAGGAGAAGAUCAUCUGAUACGUUGGUUGGGCCUGGAGCGUAAACCUGAGCUUUAUAGCUACCUUGUCCAAGGUGAAUGUGCCAAAGUCAGUACCAUCUGUGACAAGUCAAACUGGAAGCUGGUACGUAGGGCUUUUACUAUCAUUGAGCUCACUGAGGCGGACAUCGAGAAUCUCUUUGGAUUAAUAGCCAGUGUCUUGCAUCUGGGGAACAUAAAGUAUGAGGAAGACAGCCAUGGCCAUGCCAUAAUUAAGAAUGGCACACAAAUCCAGCUGGUAUCAAAGCUUCUUGGUAUUCCUGUGUCCCUGUUACAAGAGGCUUUAACACACAAGAAGAUUGAAGCUAGAUAUGAGCAGGUUCUCAGUCCUCUGAAUUUAGAGUUGGCAUACUAUGCCCGUGAUGCCCUUGCCAAAGCAAUGUAUGGGAGAUCCUUCAGCUGGCUUGUUAAUAAAAUUAACGGAUCUCUAGUUAAUAAGGAACCACCAAAGAAAGCUGUAAUUGGACUUUUGGACAUCUAUGGCUUUGAGGUUUUUGAAACAAACAGCUUUGAGCAGUUCUGCAUUAAUUACUGCAAUGAAAAACUGCAGCAGCUCUUCAUUGAUAUGACACUAAAGGCAGAGCAAGAAGAAUAUGAAACAGAGGGAAUUGAGUGGGAACCCGUGCAGUAUUUUGACAACAAAAUUAUUUGUGACUUAAUUGAAGAGAAGCACAAGGGAAUCAUCGCUAUAAUGGAUGAAGAAUGUUUGCGUCCCGGGGAAGCCACUGAUCUUAGCUUUCUAGCAAAGCUGGAAGAAAAGGUUGGAGAUCACCCUCACUUUACGACCCGCAAACUUGCCGGCCCUGGAGCCAGGAUUUCAAUAGACUGGGUAGAUUUCCAGUUAAUCCACUAUGCGGGAGAAGUUACAUAUUGUGCUGUAGGAUUUUUGGAGAAAAAUAAUGACUUGCUUUACAGGAAUCUCAAGGAGGUGCUUAUAAAAUCAAAAAAUUAUAUAGUAAGGGACUGCUUUCACACUUCAGAACUGGACAACAAAAAGCGGCCUGAGACUGUGACCACCCAGUUCAAGAAUAGUUUGACAAGUCUGAUAGAAAUCCUGAUGUCUAAGGAACCUGCAUAUAUUAGAUGUAUCAAACCAAACAACGACAAGCUUCCAGGAAAAUUUGAUGAAAUGUUGGUCCGCCAUCAGGUAAAAUACCUAGGUUUAAUGGAGCAUUUAAGAGUCAGAAGAGCAGGAUUUGCAUACCGUAGAAAAUACGAGACAUUCUUACAGAGAUAUAAAUCAUUGUGUCCAGAAACAUGGCCAAACUGGGCUGGUCCUGCACGAGAAGGCGUUGAGAGGUUGGUGAAGUAUAAUGGUUACCAACCGAAUGAAUACAAGCUUGGAAGGACGAAACUUUUCAUACGCUUUCCCCGUACUUUAUUUUCCACCGUGGAUGCAUUUGAAUUGAGAAAGCAUCAGUUGGUUUCUAAAAUCCAAGCCAAAUACAAAGGGUGUUUAGGAAAGAGAGCUUUUUUGAAAAAGAAGAAAGCAGCUAUCAAACUGGAAGCAUGCUGGAGAGGAGUCAUGGGCCGUAAAGCUGCCAAGAAGCGAGCAUGGGCUGCACAAAUCAUACGGAAUUUCAUCAGUGGAUUCAUAAACCGGAAUAAAAAGUCUAGUGACACAAACAGAGAUUUUCUUUGCAUGAUGCAUUAUAACUACCUCGUAAAACUGAAGGACCAUGUGCCUAAAAAUGUCCUUGACAAGACUUGGCUACAGCCGCCGAUGGCUAUGACAAAGACCUCAGAAUUGCUUCAUAAAAUGUGCAUCAGAAAUUUGGUGAGGAAAUACUGCAGAUCAAUUACUCCUCAAAGAACAGAACAGAUGCGCCAGAAAGUUGUGGCCAGUGAACUUUUCCAAGGGAAGAAGGAAGGCUAUGAGCAAAGUAUUAGCCAACCUUUUGAAGAAUCGCGGUUGACUGAACAGGAUAUCAGUCCGAAAGUCCAUCAGCUCAUGUUAUAUGACAAGAUGAAGUAUGGCACUGCAGUAAUAAAGUACGACAGGAAUGGAUUUAAAGCUCGACCUCGGAAUCUCGUGUUGACACAGACAACACUAUAUGUCACCGAGCUAGCCAAGAUCAAGCAAAAGAUUGAAUACACAAACCUGAAAGAAAUAUCUGUCAGUAACUUGAGUGAUGGAUUCUUAGUCGUCCAUGUAUCUCCAGAAGACAAUAAGCAGAAGGGGGAUGUUGUAUUACAAUGCGAUCAUAUCUUUGAGGUGGUCACCAAGCUGUGCAUGCUGGCCUCGAAACAAGAUGCUGUCAACAUAUGCAAAGGAUGCAUCAAAUUUCAAUUUCAAAGCAAGAGUGCAGUUAUCGAUUUCACAACAGCAGCAGAGUCCCAGGUGUACAAGGCCAAGAAUGGGCACCUCACCGUGACAUCACCGAGAUUAAAAUCCAAAUGA
This is a messenger RNA of Bufo gargarizans (Asiatic toad), 3075 nucleotides long. It is a transcript of the gene MYO1H, whose product is annotated as myosin IH. Lineage: Eukaryota; Metazoa; Chordata; Amphibia; Anura; Bufonidae. Bases 1 to 3075 code for a protein of 1024 amino acids. Gene Ontology annotation, molecular function: actin filament binding; ATP binding; microfilament motor activity. The transcript has 31 exons. The record is from RefSeq and is a predicted model, not a curated record. Gene Ontology annotation, biological process: vesicle transport along actin filament; actin filament organization. Gene Ontology annotation, cellular component: plasma membrane; actin cytoskeleton; microvillus.